Messenger RNA from Cydia pomonella (codling moth), 5779 nucleotides. RefSeq lists its product as uncharacterized. The record is from RefSeq and is a predicted model, not a curated record. Bases 107 to 1438 code for a protein of 443 amino acids. The transcript is spliced from 3 exons. Lineage: Eukaryota; Metazoa; Arthropoda; Insecta; Lepidoptera; Tortricidae.
CCGCUCACUCACACCCCGCGCGCGACUCGCGGCCGCCGCACGUCCGACUGCGCGUGCCAGUGUUUUCGUGUGAUACAGUGUGAUGUUGUGAUAGUGCAGUGUCGCAAUGGAGUCGACGCCGAUCUGUAGGUGUCGCGUUCUAUACUUGGGAUCCGCGGUGCCCCAGCAGAGCAAGGACGGCCUCCAGGGCAUACAGGAACCUUUGCGAGAAUUGUACCCGGAUAAGGGCGCGACCAGCGGCGGCAUCGACUCGUGGCUCUCGGUCUGGUCCAACGGGAUAUUGUUGGAGAAUGUAGACGAGAGCGGCUCGCGGGUGGCCAGGUUUUUUCCUAUUUCGAGUCUGCAUUACUGCGCGGCUGUGCGCCGGGUCACCGUCGAGGGUGCCCCGAGAUUCCUACCUUUAGAUUCCCCGUUCGCGAGAGCCCCGGCGCCGCGGCGCCCGCCUCUCUUCGCGGCCGUCUUAAGACGUACUCAGGGCAUUAAGGUCCUGGAAUGUCACGCCUUUAUCUGCCGGCGCGAGGCCGCCGCCAACGCUCUAGUCCGCUGCUGCUUCCACGCGUACGCCGACAGUUCUUACGCUAAGCGUUUAGAAGCAGAACGAUCCCCGACAACGCUUCCACCCGAACCUGAUGAGGAACUCGAAGUAUACGAUGGCGACGAGAACCAUAAAGUGUGGGUGGGCGAGGUGGAGCGCGAUGAUGCUAGCGACGACAUCCCGCAUCCUACUCGAGCCCCACGACCGCGCCAGAUCACGCGGCCGGCCUCUGUGCCACCGCCACCGCCGCCCCCGGAAGAACCUAAAAAGAAGCUAACCACAAAAAAGAACAAGAAGAAGUCUUCGGCCUCGGCCGACGAGUUAUACGCGACUAUGCCGGGACCGGCACCGAUGAUGAACGGCAGAUCGUUAGGACGAGCCCCGCCGGCGUGGGCGGGCGGGCACCCCAUGGUGCUGCUGGCGCACCCGGCGGCCACGCUGCCGCACGCGCGCGCGGCCACGCUGGCCCACCGCGGCCGCAUGCCGGCCGGGAUGCCGCCCGGCCCGUUCCCGCCCGGCCCGCCGCCCGGCCGCGGCCGCCUGCAGUACGCCACUGUCGACCCUCGCCGCUCCAAGCCGCAACCCCCACCGUCUAUGAAAGCCGCUCAAAGUAUGACUACCUUAGAAGCUGUAGAAGACGCCGGAGGCAUUUACAGAAAGAAAGGACACUUGAAUGAGCGCGCGUUCUCGUACAGCAUCCGACAGGAACACCGGAGCAGGUCCCAUGGAUCUCUCGCCAACCUGAAAUUCGCUGCUCCACCAGAGGUGGAGACAGGUCGCGAGGAACUGAAGAAGGAGCGGGAGAUCAUGCAGCUGGUAGCGGGGCUGCAGCUAGGUCCUGACGAGGUGGACCGGAGAGAAGUGCCACCUCAUCUGCUCAGAGCGAGACACGCACCUAGAUAACACGACCUCACUUGCGACAUCUACCGGCGCAUCGAAGAACUUUCUACAGGAUAGCGAGCAUCCUACCGGCACGGCACUUACCUCGACUUGGUUCCAAACACGACCACGCAGACCAAACGUGUGCCGCUCCAUCGAGCUCUAAGUCCGUGCGUUAAGGUCGAAACUCUCUUGUACAAUGUGGCUGUAACAAUAUAUUUUACGGCAAUAGGAUAGCGAUUGCCAAAUCGAUUGGCUAUAAUCGUAUCGAUUUGGCACGAAUGUAUAGUCAGCUGCAGAAUCUGAUCCUCCCUGCAUAUUAAUAUAAAGGGCUCAUUACAAUCAUCGUGCCGUCGGGCCUUAAGAUCGUAGCCGAGAUCGGGUCCGAGUAAAAUUGUUUUCUGUUUCACGAGAUAUAAGAACAUCAUUAACAAUAUUUGAUAUGUUUGACUUUGUCUCGAAUUGCCAAAAAUGUUUAAUGUUUGAUAUUUUUGCAGUUAACAAUUUUUUUGCAUCAAGAAAUAUUGCAAACGACGUGUGAUACGGAAAAAACCCUUGCAAGAGUCAUGGGGCCCAACAUGGGCAACGAUGUCGCUUCCGACCGUUAGCCAUCCGAAGGCAGGAUGAGUGUAAUAAGCCCUUAAGGCGAGUCAGAGGGCGUAGCAAAGGUGACAAUAGUUCAUCAUAAAUGUUAAUUGAAAAUUAGAAAAUGUAUCGAGAUAAGAGAUAAAACGUAUAUAUUGGUUUUCAUAUUUAUUAUCAGUUACUUUUCGAUAGGCGUUGAUGAUUAAUGAUUAUUACUUUGGCUAUGACCCCUGGGUGCGUAGACAAGAUGCCAAUCGUUUACGCUCCGUAGCGAAUGAAAUGCAACUGUCACUGUCGCACUAAUAUGGAAGAGUAACAGAGAGAGAGAGAUAACUACGCUACGCUACGGAGCGUGAACGAUUGGCAUCUUGUGUAAACCCUGGUAUCUCUGCAGCCGAUUGUACCUAUCAGAUGUAAGUAUUGUAAGCGAAUAGAUUUAGGUACAGAUUUAUUUUUUUAUAUCAAUGUAGGUAAUACUGAUUUGGGAUCAAAGUUUCUUUUGAGUCUUAAGAAUUAUGAGGGGGAUAAUUUAGAGAAGGUUUUGUAUUUUCGAAACGGUUCAUAAAUUUAUAGGUCAAGAAACAUGCGCUAACCUACUUAAAAAAAUUAAAAAUGUAUUAAUAACAGCACGAAAACUAUUGUUUAUAUUAUAAAAGUAGUCAAUUUGUCAAAAUUUUGCAUCUGCUCUCAUGAAUACACCUAUAAAUAAACCUCAAGGCUUCUACAGGAGUUUCAACAAAUGGUAUGCGAUUUUAGAAAAUUGCAACGAAAACAAUCGAUCGAAUGCCGCAAUGUAUUGCAAAUCGCAUGCCAUUAUCGGUGAUGUUUGUAGAGGCCAUUAUUGUGUAUAUAUUGUGUAUAGUUGCGGAAUCACAAAAUUUUGUUUCUACGUCAAAUGCUUACCGCACAGAUAAGUAAAGCUAUUUUGAAAAUAAUAUUUAUGUCACACAACUCACGCAAGGAUAUUGUAACAAACAUAUUUAGUAGAAUUUCUGAAAUCAGUAUUCCUACUUGAGAUCUUUGGCGCAAAUAUGAUUUUAUAUUUUUAAAUAUGUCAACCAAGGAAAUGUUUUAAAAUGUUAGAAUAUGUUUUAUAGCUAUAGUUCGCGACCUGUAAUAUAGGUAAAGACAAUUAGAUUCUAUACCAGUUGCAAUUCAAGAACUCCACAGACCUUGCAACAAAUCGAAUGCGAAAGCUAUACUUAACAUGCGAUAAAUGCGACACAUUUGCGACUAUGUAGCUGCAGUGCAAUCUAUUUAAUCGAUCGUUAAAAUGCUGCAAUGUAUCGAAAAUUGCAUGCGAUUUGUUGCAAGGUUAGAGUCACUCCACACUAGCGUCUUUUGAGCGUCGGCGUCAAGUCAGCGCUAUGGAAAAUGGCGUCGCUGCUGCGCAGUUGCGCCAACGUUAAGUGGAGCAGCAGCCAUAGAGUUGACUAGACGCCGACGCUCGGUAGACGCUUGUGUGAGGUGGCUCUACAGGGCAACUACACACCAAUUGCGCAGAUGACGUGCAGUUCACACGCACGUUAUAGUUUUUCAGCCCUAAUAAAAAAAUGAUUGUGGUUAAAGGGAGCCACUAUGAUAAAUAAAACAAAGAUAAUGAAUUUUUUGUACAAAAAGAGUUCAGAGCGAGGGGCAUGGUGCAUGUACUGUAUAUAUAAUGAUUAUAUGUUUCUUUAGACAUGGCUAAUUUGUAAUCUAAUGUUUAUCAAUUAAUACAAGAAUGCACUAUAAUUUUCUCUACUUACUAGACAUUUAUUAUGAGAACUUAAAAAUCCUCAUUCUAGUGAUUAUCUUUAAGAUGAUUUAUCUAUUAUGUAUUACUUACGCCUCCACUUCGCAGUUCUUAUAUUUACAGAGAUUUCAGAACAAUUAAAUAUUACACGUAGAAAAAGUUACAACAAAACAAGUUUAUGUUUUUGGCCAUGUCUAAAAAUACUAGACUGCAUGUAGUUAGUACAUACUUAAAUAAUGUGACAUUCCAUAAUUAUAAAAAAAUCGUUGUGUACCGCAUUUCUUAUAUUGUAACACACUACAACGAUAUUUUAUGUACUCAGUUAUUUUAUAUAGUUAUUGCUCAUUUCCGUGCUCAUUUAUAAUGGGUUAUAUGUGUCGAUUGUUAUGAAACUUUCUUAAUUCACUUUUAUAAAGAUUAGAAUAAAAAGUGGACUCAUGUAUAGUAAACUGCAGAGAUAACUGGCCCCCUUGCAUAGAAACUUGGACGCAGGGGGGUCAGUUACUUCUGCAGCUUACUGUACGGUGUUGACUGUCGAGUAACAGAAAAUCUACAGUAAAAACAUAAACAGGAAAAAUUGCGAUCGACGCACAGGUAUGUUUAUUUUUCCAUUAAUGUGAAGAAUGUGGAACAGAUUAAAUGUGUAAGUAGAUACGAGUUUGGCAUACGGCGAGUAACUGUUGGUACAAGUAAUAAAAUGCCUUGGGUUGACACUAAAAUGAUUGUCCCAGUAGUACAAAUGUAAAAGGGACAUGCUUAUUUUAGUUUCAUGUAAGUAUCUAUAGUGAAGUAACAAUAUAGUUACGGGCCGAUUUAAUUUUGGUGGUUUUUUUUUCGUUACACUUGACUACUUAGAUCAAAUUUGGUGGGAUAGAUAUAGUUCCCUAUUCUGUACAAUAUUUCCUAAAAAUCUUCCUGAGUUACGAAAACGUAUGGAAAUUUCGUAACUAAACGGAAAGCUACAUGCAUUUUAUUAAAGACAACUUCUGUUUUUUUUUAUUAGUCCGCCCGAGGAGGAGCUUUUCAAACCAAUCCAAUUUUAUAGAAAUGUAAUGAAAAAAGAAAUCGACAAAUAAGUAAAAAUCGGACCAUAAAUUGCUCAGAAAGAGUCAUACUUAAUAUAAAAAAAUGGUUCAGAGUAACUGAGUUUUACGGUAUUUUGCGGGACGAGCCUCAAUUGAAAUAAAAUCAAAAUUCCAACAACUUAAAAACGACGUAUGCCACUUGAACCAACUUUCGUGAAUUGACCUGUACACGGCGUCCUAAGACUAUGGGACAUCAAGGGAAAAUACUAUGUUACUUAAGAAGAUUUAUUAUUUUUUGUCCAUUCUUUCGAUUGGCAUCAUAAAAAUGGGGGUGAUUUUUUUUCACAUUUAAGUAGGUUCGAUUCCCAGACGAAGCAAGUAAAUCUUAGAAAAUCUUUAAAUGCAGAAUUACUGACUUUUAAAAAUAACAUAAAGUCUUCUUUCAAAAAAAUAUCCUAUCUACGAUAUUUAAGGUACUUUCCCUUGAUGUCCCAUAGUCUUGGGACACCAUGUAUAAUAACAUAUUUCUUGUUUUAUACCUAACUUGAAACUUGAUACUGGUUUGUUAUGUGCAUGCGAAAUGAAGUCACGUCCUGCGUGAGAUGCGCGCCUGUCACCAACACGAUCGUCAAGGUCGUUUCAAAACCAGUUCAAAACCAUAAAUCAGAAUCGACCUCAGGGAAGACAUUUUUCUGACAUGAGUAAACCCGCCGUGUGCCAGACAGACUUUUGUAUUGUAAAUAUUAUCGAAUAAUCCAUAUAAUAAAUUAAUAUAGUGCAUCUGCAUUAUAAUUUGUCAUUUAGGCUAUGAGUGCCAUCAACGUUAUUCGUUGGGUUUUAAAAUUAAUUAUAUUUUUUUAAAUAUCUUGUUACGUUUCUCAAUGUAUAAAACAUUCCAUUGUAUAUAUAGAAAUGUUUUAGUAAUAAAAUCUUUAAUCUUUUCAACGAGUAGACAACGAUGUAUUCAAAUCCAUAUUAAAUAUAAUUCUUAAAUUAAUAAAUAGUCGUUAAUUAAUAAAA